AGGAGGAGGGGCUUCAUGGGGACUGAUUCCCUUUCUGUGUUAUUUGACAGUCAGUGACGAUUGACGGGAGUCCAUCAGCUCAGUGGCCGUUGAUGGACAAUCCCUAUGAAGAAACAGGAUUACAAUGGGACAGAGUACCUCGGAACAAGAGGUCCAGGGAGACAACCCAGAGGACGGGUUUAAUAACUUCAAGUCAUUUGUGGAGGAGGAACUUCAGACGAGCAUGAUGGUGGGGAUGGUGAUUGGCGCAGGCAUCGCCAUAGUCCUCAUCGCCAUCCUCAUCUUCUUCGUAUUGCGGAGAAUCCAGCUUCGAAACCUCGAAGCUCAGGAGGCUCCCAAAUACCGCUUUCGCAAGAGGGACAAAGUCAUGUUCUACGGGCGGAAGAUCAUGCGCAAAGUCUCACAGUCUACCUCUUCCCUGGUGGGUACCGCCUCCUCCUCUCGGCCACGCCUCAAGAAGAAGCAGAAGAUGCUCAACAUUGCCAAAAAGAUCCUGCGCUUUAAGAAGGAAGUGCCCAUUCUACAAGCCAAGGAGCCCCCUCCCUCGGUGCUGGAGGCGGACCUCACUGAGUUUGACGUGGCCAACUCCCACCUCCCCUCCGAGGUGCUCUACAUGCUCAAAAAUGUCCGGGUUCUGGGUCACUUUGAGAAGCCGCUCUUCCUUGAACUCUGUAAACACAUGGUGUUUGUGCAGUUCCAACAAGGGGAGUACGUCUUCAGGCCGGGCCAGCCUGACAGCAGCAUCUACGUGGUUCAGGACGGGAAACUAGAAUUGUGCCUUACUGGAACGGACGGCAAAGAAAGUGUGGUGAAAGAGGUUUACCCUGGAGACAGUGUCCACAGCCUCCUCAGCAUCCUGGAUGUCAUCACAGGCCACCAGAAGCCUUACAGAACGGUGUCGGCCCGGGCUGCAGAGGUUUCCACUGUUCUACGUUUGCCCGUUGAAGCCUUCCUCGCUAUAUUCGAGAAGUACCCAGAGAGCCUGGUGCGGGUCGUCCAGAUUAUCAUGGUUCGUCUUCAAAGAGUAACAGUCCUGGCUCUACACAACUAUCUGGGGCUCACCAAUGAGCUCUUCAGCCAUGAAAUGCAGCCCUCGCGUCUGCCACCCCCGUCUCCCCACCCGACUCGCACCAGUCCCAUCCGCCAUGGCAAGCGCUUUGGCAGCCUGACGGUGUCUGAGGAACAUCGGGAGGCCGCCAUCAAGGGAGAAGCUCCAGUAGGGGAACAAGGGAAGGAUGGAGCGACAGUGCCAACUCUUCUUCGAACCAUCUCCAUGCCUGUGGACAUUGCAGGUAUGCAGAAAAGUCUGAGGUCGGACUUUGACAUGGCGUAUGAAAGGGGGCGGAUCUCUGUCUCUGCAGAGGACGGAAACACUCCUCCUACUUUCACCCGGUCGGCGUCUCAGGACCAGCGGGAGAGGAAGGUGACGGUGGACGAGGUCCCCUCAGGGAUCUAUCUGUACCCCGAGGAGGACACGGGAGUGGACAAUAUCUUCUCUCCAGUUUCCAGUCGCGCUAACGUCGCCCUGUUUGAGGAAGCGCAGAAAGAAAUCCUGAAGCUCAUGAAUAUCGAGGACCCAGCCUUGUUGAAUGGGAAAGUGACUCUGCAUCAUGCAAAAGCUGGAGCAGUCUUAGCCCGACAGGGAGACCAGGACGUGAGUCUGCACUUUGUCUUGUCCGGUUGUCUGCACGUCUACCAGCGGAUGAUUAACAAGCAGGAAGCCGUGUGCUUAUUUGUGACCCACCCGGGGGAGAUGGUGGGGCAGCUCGCUGUGCUGACGGGAGAGCCCCUCAUCUUCACCAUCAAGGCCGUCAGAGACUGUACUUUCCUCAAGAUCUCCAAGUCGGAUUUCUACGAGAUCAUGAGGGAGCAGCCCAGUGUGGUGCUGAGUGCAGCCCACACGGUCGCCAUCCGCAUGUCCGCCUUUGUCAGACAGAUGGACUUUGCUAUUGACUGGAUGGCUGUGGAGGCCGGCAGAGCCCUCUACAGACAGGACGACCAGUCAGACUGCACCUACAUCGUUCUGAACGGGCGUCUACGAUCAGUCAUCCGCAAGGCGAACGGCAAGAAAGAACUGGUGGGGGAGUACGGACGAGGAGACCUGAUCGGAGUGGUGGAAGCCUUGACCAGACAGCCGAGAGCCACCACGGUCCACGCCGUGAGAGACACGGAGCUGGUCAAACUCCCCGAGGGAACCCUCAACAACAUCAAGAGACGAUAUCCUCAGGUGGUGACGCGGCUGAUCCACCUGUUGGGACAGAAGAUUCUGGGGAACCUGCAGCAGGGCCGCGGGCCGUUCUCAGGUUCAGCCCUGACCAGCGCCGAUGUCACCAACCCCGCCAGCAACCUCUCCACGGUGGCUGUCCUGCCAGUGUGUGACGAGGUGCCAAUCAACGCGUUCAACCUGGAGCUCAGCCACGCCCUCAGUGCCAUCGGUCCCACUCUGCUGUUGACCAGUGACAUAAUCAGAGAGCGGCUAGGAGCUUCUGCUUUGGACAGAAAAUUGGAGCAGAUGCUGGAGAACACAGCAGUUCGGGCUCUGAAGCAGCUGGUCCUUCUGCACAAAGAGGACGGGCCGGGUCCCUCCAGGACGGUGGAGUGGCUCAACAUGCGUAGCUGGUGCUCCGGCCAUCUGCACCUCAAGUGUCCCCGCAGGGUCUUCUCCAGACGCGGCCCCAACAAACUAAGGGAGGUUUGAAAGGUGUUUGAGAAGACGGCAGACAGGCACAGUGAUUUCUCUCGGCUGGCCCGAGUCCUGACCGGAAACAGCAUCGCUCUGGUGCUGGGAGGAGGCGGAGCCAGAGGCUGCUCUCAUGUGGGUGUGAUCAAAGCUAUGGAGGAAGCUGGGAUUCCUAUCGACAUAGUGGGCGGGACCUCAAUCGGCUCAUUCAUUGGUGCGUUGUACGCUGAGGAGAGGAGCGCCGUCAGAACCAAACAAAGAGCCAGGGAGUGGUCGAAGGCAAUGAACUCGGUAUUUAAGACCGUGCUGGACCUGACGUAUCCCAUCACCUCCAUGUUCUCCGGCUCUGCCUUCAACACCAGCAUCUAUAAAGUGUUCCUGGACAAACAGGCCGAGGACCUGUGGCUGCCGUACUUCAACGUCACCACUGACAUCACAGCGUCAGCCAUGAGGGUUCACCAGGAUGGUUGCGUCUGGCGCUAUGUUAGAGCCAGUGCCUCCUACACCCCCUAUUUACCUCCCCUGUGCGACCCCAAGGAUGGCCACUUGCUUGUGGAUGGUUGCUAUGUUAACAAUGUCCCAGGCUCUCUGUGGCGCUAUGUGCGAGCGAGCAUGACCCUCUCGGGGUAUCUGCCGCCUCUCUGCGACCCCAAAGAUGGCAACUUGCUAAUGGACGGUGGCUACAUCAACAACCUGCCAGCCGACAUUGCGAGGAACAUGGGUGCAAGAACGGUCAUCGCCAUCGAUGUGGGUAGCCAAGACGAGACUGACCUCUGUAACUAUGGCGACAGCCUGUCCGGCUGGUGGUUGCUGUGGAAACGGAUCAAUCCCUGGGCCGAGAAAGUGAAGGUUCCAGACAUGGCAGAGAUCCAGUCUCGGUUGGCCUACGUGUCCUGUGUGCGUCAGUUAGAGGUAGUGAAGAAGAGUGCCUACUGCGAGUACAUCCGGCCACCGAUCGACCGCUUCAAGACCAUGGACUUCGGCAAGUUUGACGAAAUCUACGACGUCGGAUUCCAGCACGGCAAGUUGUUGUUCACUGGCUGGGCUCGAGGCGACAUCAUCGAGAACAUGCUGAAGGAUCAUCGCUCGGCCGACUACAAUGAAAGCAAGAGAGCUGAUUCCUGCACGUGUCCAGGAGCCGACUUCACUGACCUCGCAGAGAUCGUAUCCAGGAUAGAACCGGUCCAAAGCUAUGUCGCUGCAGAAGCGGAGGAGUCGGACUGUCUGACAGAGUACGAGGAAGACGGGAUGGACACGGUGAGAGAGGAGGAGGGGGAGGAGGAGGAGGAAGAGGCAGAGGAUGCUGAGGAUCACUCCCCCGGAGAGUGGGGCCAGAACGGAGUCUUUCAAACGGAUGAGGAAAAAUGUGUGAGACAGCGCAGGAAGUUCACCAGUGACACGUCUGAAGUCUCCGACUGCUGACAGCGGGCCGUGGAGGAGGAGAGGGAGUUCAAACGAGAGCGAGGGCCAAAUAACGGGUCCGAGGCUGGAGACGUGAAUACCACACUGGACUCUUUCAACUUCUGAGACUCUUUAAAAAGAACUUUCACUGGCUUCAUCGUUUCACAAGCUGAAAUACCACACACACAGGUUUCCUCUCAUCGCUUUUUACACCAGACUGAAUCAUUGCCAGAAUCCCUGCCUGCCAACUCCCGAACCUGCCAAAACCAGUUCUCAAAAAAAAAACACAACCAAACAGGGACGCUUUCGAUCUUCACGUUCACUCAGAAGGACCGAGCCUCCGAGUCCCAGUCUGUGUCGCUGCUUCUCUCUUUCAUCGCACUCCUCUUUUUGUUUUUCAUAAUAUAGUCGAUGAAUUGAUGACGCUCGCUGUUCAGACGAGUGUGAGCUGCCUGAGUGCUGGGAGGAGAGUGUGCUUUGAUUUGUUGAAAUAGAAACAGGAAACGCAGAGGCAAAGUCAGAAAUGAAUCAAAUAGAUCCGUUCAAGGUGGUUUAGUGUAGAAGUAGAGAAGUGCUUCCCAAAUCUUUUCUGGGAGGGCGAUAUACCUCCACCCCCCCUCCCCGUAAACAUCAACAAAUAAACAAAAAAAACGCUAUCAGACAUGUCCUAACAAACUUCUUCUUAUCUGUAGAAUUAACUUUGAACAGUAGCUGCUUACAGACUGUAAUCACGCCCUCAACAGCGCUCGCUGUAACAAAGUUCUGUCGUCCCUCCCCCUUUGUGUCUCAGACGUGCACACACACAGCACUGAUGUGUCCUGCCGUCUCUGACUCAUCACAUCGCCACCGUCUUCCUCCUCCAAUUACACCUCUGUCACAUACGGGCGACCACAUAAAAUAAGUGUGGAAAAAUACAUUUAAACACAUGAAGAACUCUCGCUGUAGCGUCGCUCCUAGAAUAGGAGGUGGAAAUGUCAUAAGCGGAGGUAAAGCCUCCUACUUGAUAUGAUAUGAAGUGACAUUAACGAGCGCUGCGACUCCGCGUCUUGAAAAACUUGUCGUGCGGCAGCAGAGAAGAGCGCCCGGUGAGCACAGCACCAGGAAAACAACAGGUUAGCUGCCGAUGCUUUUCCAGCGACGGGCCUCUGAGUAAUCGGGCCCUUACGCAUCUUCUACAUGUUUUAAUCGUGAGAGCUUACGUUGCUUUUGAUCGUUUUUCUCAUCACUGAAUCUGAUACGACGUCUCUGAAGCUCGUCACUUCAUGCUGUCGAGAGCUAACGCUAACCGAGUCGUCAUAUUUCUCUGGAUUCAUGGAAACAUAACGUUCAUUCUGCAGUCCUUCUGCACAAUUGGCCCUCUUUGCCAGCAGUGCAGAGCUGACUGCAUUGUUUUUGUUAAGCCUUGCUGCGCCCCCGACAUAACCUCAGAUCCCCCCCCCCCCCUUCCCCUCAGUUUGGGAAUCACUGAAGUAUAGAAUCAGGCAGAGGAAGCUUUAGGAGAAAUAGAUUUUCACGUAGAAUCUGAAGUAGACAGAACGGAGCUGGACCGGUGUUGUGACGAUGACUGAACACUGAAGGAUUUUAACGGCGGUUAAACGAGAACCAGAACCAGGACCAGUCGGAGACAUUUAAAUUUAAAGUCAACGGACACUAGGAGAGAAAUAGCGUGAUUUUCUCUCGGCGGACUAAAGGAUAACAGAGGAUGAAAAACAUGUGUGGGGGUGAAUGAGAUGAUUUUAAGUGUGUGUGCGCAUGUGUGUGUGUGUGUGUGAGUGCGCGUGUGUGUGUAUGGAGUUGUGUUUUGCGUGAGAUGAAGACGAUGCCUUUUACACCAGUGUUAUAGAUCCACUCACAGGGAGCCGUGAGUGUGGAGAGGAGCGACCACUUCAGCGACACUACAGACAGGUGUGAACAUCCAGAGGUCACGUGCUGACCUCGAGGUUCAGGUGUGUGUCACUGAGUCUCAGCAACUGCAGAUGAAGAAUAAUAAGUCAGAACGCUGAGUCACCCUUCACCUCGUCCUGUAACUUUAACACUGUAACUAACAUGGACCUCUUCUAGAAAUGUAAGGAGAUUAAAUAAUGGUACACAUGAUGUUGAUAUUGAUAAAUCUGUAUAUGAGGUAGAGAUUGGUGCAUUGAUGCUUCGCUGCAGAACAAGAGGACAAGGUUUCCCCUCUUCCAUCCUGCUUUGUUUUAUUUAUGUAUUAACUCGGCUUUUUAAAAACUGCUUUCUUUUCUGUUUUUUUUUUUAUUGUGUUUGGGGAGAGGGUGUGGUCUAAUUUAAAUAACUUGGCUUUAGCUGUUUUGCACUGAAACAUUUGAAGUGUUCUCUGCUCCGAGUGUGUUUGGUGAUUGUUUGCCAACAUCCUCGAGAUGUCACGGGAAUCUAAAGACUAAAAAAAAACCAGAUGAUUUAAUACGCAUAUUGGAAAAAUAAAUAGAAUAUGCAUCACUUCA
Labrus bergylta (ballan wrasse) is the source of this 6540-nucleotide messenger RNA. NCBI's taxonomy places the organism in Eukaryota, Metazoa, Chordata, Actinopteri, Labriformes, Labridae. The record is from RefSeq and is a predicted model, not a curated record.